Messenger RNA from Aricia agestis (brown argus), 4010 nucleotides. RefSeq names its product mitogen-activated protein kinase ERK-A (gene rl). Gene Ontology annotation, cellular component: nucleus; cytoplasm. The record is from RefSeq and is a predicted model, not a curated record. The transcript has 8 exons. NCBI's taxonomy places the organism in Eukaryota, Metazoa, Arthropoda, Insecta, Lepidoptera, Lycaenidae. Bases 262 to 1356 code for a protein of 364 amino acids. Gene Ontology annotation, biological process: protein phosphorylation; intracellular signal transduction. Gene Ontology annotation, molecular function: MAP kinase activity; ATP binding.
GUAUCGCGUCCGUACGGGAGUGUCCAAGAGUGAAGUGUUCGGGAAAACUAGAAUGAUAAGCGAUUUAUUUCGUUGCUAGAUAAUGUAGGUCGGUUUUAUAACGUUGUUUUGGUUGCCCGUCGUAUCUUCCUCCUGAAUGUCUGUGACUUGGAUUGUUUGAAGUGAUUUGUGGAAUCAUAGCGAAGAUUCUACCUGCUGUGACAGUAGCGUACUGUAAACAUUUGAUCGGUGGCUAAGUGGAUUUCCUUUUACACGAUCACUAUGGCCGAGGCUGCAGCAGCUGCUUCCUCUAACCCCAACGCCGAGAUCGUUCGCGGUCAGGUCUUCGAGGUGGGGCCUAGAUACAAGAAUCUGCAGUACAUUGGAGAGGGAGCUUAUGGCAUGGUUGUGUCGGCACUAGAUACAGAGAAGUUACAGAAAGUUGCAAUAAAGAAAAUAUCACCUUUCGAGCACCAGACUUACUGCCAAAGGACGCUCAGAGAAAUAAAAAUCCUAACGCGAUUUAAACAUGAAAAUAUCAUCGACAUCCGGGACAUUUUAAGAGCAGAAACCAUCGACCAGAUGAAGGACGUCUACAUCGUACAGUGUCUCAUGGAGACCGACCUUUACAAAUUAUUAAAAACACAGAAAUUAAGUAACGACCACAUCUGCUACUUCCUGUACCAAAUCCUGCGCGGGCUGAAGUACAUACACUCGGCGAACGUGCUGCACCGGGACCUCAAGCCUUCCAACCUGCUGCUCAACACCACCUGCGACUUGAAGAUUUGCGACUUCGGUUUGGCGCGAGUGGCGGACCCCGACCACGACCACACGGGGUUCCUCACCGAGUACGUGGCCACGCGCUGGUACCGCGCACCAGAGAUCAUGCUCAACUCCAAGGGCUACACGAAGUCGAUAGACAUCUGGUCUGUGGGUUGUAUCCUGGCGGAGAUGCUCUCCAACCGGCCCAUCUUCCCGGGCAAGCACUACCUGGACCAGCUCAACCACAUCCUCAGCGUGCUCGGAUCGCCCAGCCAAGAGGACCUGGACUGCAUCAUCAAUGAGAAAGCGCGCAGCUACCUGGAGUCGCUGCCGUACAAGCCGCGCGUGCCGUGGACGGAGCUGUUCCCGGGAGCUGACCCCCGCGCGCUCGACCUGCUGCACCGCAUGCUCACCUUCAACCCUCACAAGCGCAUCACGGUCGAGGAGGCCCUCGCACACCCCUACCUCGAGCAGUACUACGAUCCCAACGACGAGCCUGUCGCAGAGGAGCCGUUCCGUUUCACGAUGGAGCUGGACAACCUCCCGAAGGAGACCCUCAAGCAGUACAUCUUCGAGGAGACGCUCCUCUUCAAGCAGCUGAACGAAGACGCGUAGACCUCCCAGCUCGACCCUCAUGGCGCAAGCUCCCGCCUCCAGGUAACUCGUCGUCAUUUCGCCCGAGAUCCAUCCGCCGGACUACGGAAGUGACAGCUGUCAGACUGACAAGCGAGUUCUCAACGUCAAAUGACAGCUGUCAGACUGACAAGCGCGUUGUCAACGUCAAAGUGUCAGCUGUCAGACGGAAGGAGCUGCGACUCAGAAAUAUCCCCGUUCGGUUGAAGUACACGUAGUUAAAGUUUAUUUUCUCAGAUUGAAUGCUAGAAUAUUGUCGAGGUAUAGGAGCUUGUUACGUGCAAAUAUGUUUUAGAAAUCAUGUAUCCAUCGUAAGGGCGCUUCAGGCGGGCCUAAAUUCAGUGCUCUAAAUGCUGGCAGUGAUUUCUCUGGUGUUACAAGUACAUAAUGUUUAGGACACUGAGUUUAGGCAGCGCCCUAAUGUCGCUCGAAUGUUGUAAAGCGUACCGGUGGACGUUAUUGUAUUAAUUUCGUUAAGUAUUUUGACUAAGUUAAGCCAUAUCUUUGUAUUACGAUAUUUCUUCAUAUUUUUUAAUUAAAUUUGAUAUUACCAAAAAUUUACGUACUCUGUAUCCGUUUUUUUUUUCUUCGUAUAGAUUGUAAUGGAUAUCUGACGCUUAUGUCGCGCGUUAUCGGAAACGACUGGAUCAGUAGACGUUAGCUAAGCGUAGUACAUAGAUAGAAGUUUUCUGAAAUUUAUCAACGUUAUUAUACCUAGUCGUGCAUGAGAGCAGUAUUACGAAUUCACUUCGAAGAGUUGCGGAAUGUUCGAAUCGCGAGAAUCGAGGUCGCUCGCGAGAUCGAUGUAAAUAUUUUUACAUUUUUAAUUAAAUGUAUUUUUGAAAGUGUCACUAAAGUUUUUCGAGCACUUAUUUCGAUUUAACUGCAUUCUCUCAUUUGUGAUGGAGGUGGUCGUUCAAAAGCUUGUGUCGCUCUAAAAAUGUCUUCCUUGUGGGGGGCAUCCAUAAAUUACGUCACACGUUUAGGGAGAGUAAUCAACCGAACGCGACACUCGUGACAAGGGGUAGGUAGAAAGGGUCAAAAGCAUUGUGGCGUGGCACGUGUAUAAUAUGAAGUAUUAUUUUUUGCUACCUUUUUAUUUGCCACUGUGUUUGCCGCAUAAUAAACUGUGUACUAAUUUUCAUAGGGGAAAGAGGGUCUAAAAUUAAUUUGGAAACGUUUGUCAAGUCGGAGGGUUUGUUCUAAAUUCGUGUGACGUGAUUCAUGAAUGGCCCCCAAUAGCGUUUCGCACAAUACGAUUAGUACUUCAUAUCAGGUUAAAUAGUGCAACAAAAACAAGUUUUUCAACGAACCGCCGUGUCGGACUUGUGAUAGUAGAUGGCGAUAUACGACUACCUUUUAACUAGAUUACGAAAUUGACAUCAAAUUUUAAUAUAAGAUGGAAUUUUAAUGCCUUUGGCUAAGUUGCCAUCGCCAAAAACAAUGACGAAGACCGGGAGAAGAAAAAAAAUGGAGAAAGAAUGAGGCUAUUCGAAUUUCACUUGGUAUAAUUUUUUUCUGAUUUCUGUUUUUGGACUUCGUCGUAUUUGACGAUGACAACUUGGCUGUAGACUCUGAACUGUUUUGGCCUACCUGUAUUGUAUUAUAAAUCUUUUCGACCCGUAGAUAAUAAGGUUCUAUCGCCAUCUUGAGGGGAAGCUAUCGAUUAGUAUGUUGUUACUCUUUGUGUACUGUAAGGUAUUGUUAGGUCCUUUUCUGUUUCAAUGUUAAAGGUCUAUUGCUAAAAUUGUCUAUUACGUCACCUCUUAUGUUGGCCAUACACGUAAGGCUCGAGUUAUAUGCGUACGCGAACGUACCCGAACGCGCGUUUUGGCGGCUAUACCACGAGAUGACAAGCAAUUGUAUGUAAAUGACAGCGUGACCGCGCGCUAAGAACUGUUCUGAAAUAAAACCCCUCAUUUGCGCGUAGUCCACCCAAAGAAUAGUCAAAAUGAAGGUGUAGAGUGCGUGAGCUGCAACCUAAGCAAUUUCUUCAGAAAUGUGUUCAGGAUAUCCAGAAGGUAAACAUACUAAGAGUCCCCGCUCCUAGGGGUGGAGCCGGAGUGGGGGAGUGGGUUAUAGUUCCCAGUUUUGAGUUUUUUUGCUCAUAUUUUUAAAACGGUGCGUCGUAGACAAAAAGUGAUGUUUACCUUCUAGCUAACCUGAAUACAUUUCUGAAGAAAUUGCUUAGGUUGCAGCUCCGCACGCACUCUACAUCUUUUUUAAGUGGAAAAAACCGCGGCGGGCGCGGGAAAAAACCGCGCCGUGAGUUCGCUCCCUAAGUAAAUCGUUACAUACUUUUGCUUGUGAAAUCGCAGUAUAGUAGCCAAACCGCUCGUUCGCGCGGAUGCAUAUAAAUCAUGCGUAAGAGUGUAGAGGUGUUUGACUGCUCAGGCAAAAUUGACGGUAAAUUGGAUGGUGUUAAACUUUUCUAUCUUAGUAUGACUAAAAUAUUUUUUGCAAGGGCAUGCCUGUGCAGAUGAACCGUAACGUGUAUGGCUAGCUUUAUUUACAUACAUACAUUAUGUAAAACCGUUUUGAAUAGGGGGUCUUCUAUGUAACAGUCGCGCUAUACUCUUGUGAUUAUUAUUGGAAAUUAGGAAGAGUGAUGAAAACCGAUAUAAGUGAUAAUUUGA